Saccharomycodes ludwigii is the source of this 984-nucleotide messenger RNA. It is a transcript of the gene MSP1, whose product is annotated as protein-degrading AAA family ATPase MSP1. NCBI's taxonomy places the organism in Eukaryota, Fungi, Ascomycota, Saccharomycetes, Saccharomycodales, Saccharomycodaceae. The transcript has a single exon. Gene Ontology annotation, cellular component: mitochondrial outer membrane. The coding region runs from base 1 to 984 and encodes 327 amino acids. Gene Ontology annotation, molecular function: ATP binding; ATP hydrolysis activity. The record is from RefSeq and is a predicted model, not a curated record.
AUGGAUGGCAAUGAUCCACAAAGAGCAAGGUUAACAAAAGAAGCAAAGGAAAAACAAAAUGAAAACUGGCAAAAAUUAUGUAGAUUGAACCCCAGACUCGUGGGCACUAACUUAACUAAAUACGAGCGCUUUGUUUUAGAGAACGUCAUUACUCCAUUCGAUAUGAAUGUCAAAUUUACAGAUAUCGGUGGCCUAGACAACAUUGUUGAGGAAUUAGUGGAGAGUGUUAUUUAUCCAUUAACCACACCGGAGAUUUUUGAAUCCAGUUCAUUAUUAGAAGCCCCUAGUGGUGUUUUGUUAUAUGGUCCUCCGGGUUGUGGUAAAACUAUGAUUGCCAAGGCAUUAGCCAAAGAAAGCGGUGCUAAUUUUAUCAGUAUAAGAAUGUCUUCUAUUAUGGACAAGUGGUAUGGUGAAUCCAAUAAAAUAGUAGACGCUAUUUUCUCAUUGGCAAAUAAAGUGCAACCGUGUAUUAUUUUCAUUGACGAGAUUGACUCUUUUUUGAGAGAGAGGUCUUCAACUGAUCAUGAAGUUACAGCAGUGUUAAAAGCUGAGUUUAUGACCUUAUGGGAUGGAUUAGUCAGCAAUGGAAGAAUCAUGGUCUUAGGUGCUACUAAUCGAAUGAAUGAUAUUGAUGCAGCAUUUUUAAGAAGAAUGCCCAAAAGGUUCCAUGUUGGUUUGCCCGAUCAUGAAAGCAGGAAAAAAAUUUUAACAAUUUUACUAAACGAUACUAAAUUAGAGGAAACUGAUUUUAAUAUGGAUAUGAUAGUAGCUCAUACAAAUGGGUUUUCAGGUUCAGAUUUGAAAGAGUUGUGUAGAAAUGCAGCAUUAAAUGCUGCAAGAGACUAUAUAAAGGAUAAAAAAGCUGGCAGAGACACAAAUAAUGGUAUGAGACCACUACAAAAUAAGGAUUUUUUUAAUGUCAAUAAUCAACUAGGUAGCAAACCCUUUGCUGAUGUUAGAGUGUCUAAUCCAGUAUUAGAUUAA